ACCACUUCGAAACUUUUUCGUUCCCCGCCUCCCAGAGUUCCCGUUCUGGUGGAUUAAUGAAACCUGCAGAAAUAGCCCCUUGAAAACCUAGAGGAAAUUGAGUUGGGGCAGUUAGUGUCGGCUGGCAGUCACAAGUCGCAAGCCCUUUCCUUUCUUCUCAGUAGCUACUUAAAAUGGACGCCAAGAUUGACAUUGCAGACAAAAAGGUGCUGGUUGAUAUGGUAAAAUUGUCACAAAAAAGGGGCCUGAAGGGUAAACUGGGAGACUGGAAAGAAUUCUUGAACAGUUAUGACAAAAAGUUUGGAGCUGGUUUGAGUGACCCAGCAAAGAGAUCCCAUGAGACAUUGGCUGCAUUUCUAAAGACAUUUUCAAAGGAGGAAGAUUUGAAGUUUUUUUAUAACAUCAUACGGCAUCAUUCAAACCAAUACACAUUGGAGCAACUGAAAGAUAAAUCUCAUGAUUCCCCUGAGCAGAGGCUAGUCCAAGUAACUCUCCGGCAUCCAUUAUACCCAUUGGAUUAUUCAUUUUCAUCAAUUGAUGAGGGUUGGGUAAUUAUAAACCUUAAAAACAAAUCCAAGGUGAUGAAGUCUACUGAAAUGGUUGCUGUUGAUUGUGAAAUGGUUCUCUGUGAAGAUGGGACUGAUGCAUUAGUCAAAGUCUGUGUCGUAGACCAUAAUUUAGAGGUGAAAUUAAAUGAACUUGUAAAACCUGACAAAGGAAUUGCAGAUUACAGAACAGAUGUUACCGGCGUCUCUUCUCAAGAUCUAGAGACAGUGACUUGCUCCUUGGCUGAUGUACAGAAAUCCAUAAAGAAGUUGUUAUCAAAGGGAACCAUAUUAGUGGGACACAGUUUACAUAAUGAUCUACAUGUGCUGAAGCUUGAUUAUGUUAGAGUGGUUGAUACUUCAUAUAUCUUCCAAUCCUUGGAUGGAUCUAUUCACAGGAGACCUUCUUUGAAUAGUUUAUGUCAGGCUGUGUUAGGAUAUGAAGUUCGGGAAAAGGGUGCUCCACAUAAUUGUCUAGAUGACGCAUGUGCAGCUAUGAAACUUGCUCUUGCAAAGAUCAAACAUGGUGUUGAUAAAGAAUUUCGGAUUUCAUUAGUUCAAGAACCUGUUUCAGAAAGUGAGAUGGCAAAGCUGCUUCUUCACAGGAUUCCAAACACUGUGGACAGUGAAACACUGCAUAAAAUUGUGCCUGGAUUCUUUGAUAUAGAACUGAAGCCUUCCAGGAAAGGUCAAGGUCAAAAUUAUUCUGCCCUAGUUAUCUUUAAGAACCCACAAGAGGCACAUAAUGCCUUUGUAAAUGUCAAAGGCAUCCAACAAAAGGAUUCAUAUGGACGGCCACAGAAACUUGUCACACAUCGGCUAAGUUCAGGCAUGUCUGUCACACUGUUUGUUCGGAAAAUGGCAAUUGAUGAACCCCAGGACCAGGUUCCAUCUAAGAGGGCUUUGCAAGUGGAUGAGGAAAUUGAUGUUUCCAAGAAAGCAAAGGUGGAUCCAAAAAUUGAAGAGGAUGCCCCAACAGGGUCUGGCAAGUGUGACAUUGACUCCCAUUUGAGUGAGAUUGAAGCACUGAAUCAACAAUUGAAGCAAAGUGAGUUGGAGAUUGAAUCAUUGAGGAAACAGAUGACACAAAAGGAUUUUGAAAUCUCCAUGCUGCAUAAAAUGAUAACCUCCUUGAAAAAACGUAAGUAAACCAUUUAUCAUUGGCAUUUGAAUUCAAGGACGUGGUCCUUCUCAGGUGAAUCUUAUAAAGUUAUGGUAAUUUCUU
This is a messenger RNA of Abrus precatorius (Indian licorice), 1770 nucleotides long. RefSeq names its product small RNA degrading nuclease 1-like. Bases 174 to 1694 code for a protein of 506 amino acids. Gene Ontology annotation, molecular function: nucleic acid binding; exonuclease activity. Gene Ontology annotation, cellular component: nucleus. The transcript has 13 exons. NCBI's taxonomy places the organism in Eukaryota, Viridiplantae, Streptophyta, Magnoliopsida, Fabales, Fabaceae. The record is from RefSeq and is a predicted model, not a curated record.